Messenger RNA from Rubroshorea leprosula, 2185 nucleotides. The record is from the annotation of a GenBank genome assembly. Lineage: Eukaryota; Viridiplantae; Streptophyta; Magnoliopsida; Malvales; Dipterocarpaceae.
ACGCCCUAACUGUUUACCGCUACUGACGGAGAUUCUCUACAGAUUAAUCAUCAACGCGGAUUGAUUCCAUGGCUACCGCCGCCACAGAUGAAACGCCCAGAUUCUUCGUGGCAGUUCACGUCGGUGCGGGGUAUCACGCGCCUUCAAAUGAGAAGGCUUUGAGGGCUGCCAUGAAACGCGCUUGUCUCGCUGCUGCUUCUAUUCUUCGCCAGGGUCCUGGUCGAUGUGUGGAUGCUGUUGAAGCUGCGAUUCAAGUGCUCGAGGAUGAUCCCUGCACGAAUGCUGGCCGAGGCUCCAACUUGACUGAGGAUGGCAGCGUGGAAUGUGAUGCAAGUCUAAUGGACGGUGACUCUGGUGCAUUUGGAGCUGUGGGGGCAGUACCAGGUGUCCGAAAUGCCAUCAAGAUUGCAGCUUUGCUGGUGAAAGAGCAGAAAAUGGGGUCUUCUUUGUUGGGUCGAAUACCUCCUAUGUUCUUGGUUGGUGAAGGUGCUCGCAAAUGGGCAAGGUCCAAAGGCAUUGCUGUGCCAGCAACAAUAAUGGAGGCUGAUCAGUGGUUAGUGACAGAAAGGGCAAAAGCACAAUUUCAACGGUACAGAGAAAUGCUAGUUGAUGCCAAGGCUGCAAUGAAUUCAUAUUCUGAGGGAAAUUCUUGUAAUGCACAAGAAAUUGCAACGGUCUCAGAACCACAAAAUCAAACAUGUGAUCUCUUGAAUGGGAAUGAGGCUAGUCAAUCAGCAGCUCUGGAUUUAUCAGAAGAGGACAACAUCAUGGACACUGUUGGAGUCAUUUGUGUAGACACCAAAGGACACAUAUCAUCAGGGGCCUCAAGUGGUGGUAUUGCAUUGAAGGUAAGUGGACGUGUGGGACUAGCAGCAAUGUAUGGUUCUGGUUGUUGGGCUUCUUCAAAAGGACCCUUUGGGGCUCCCUUUAUAGUUGGCAGUUGUGUUACUGGUGCUGGAGAAUACUUGAUGAAAGGAUUUGCAGCUCGUGAGUGCUGUAUCUCAUCAUCGCUUUCACAGGCUGGUCCUGCCUCUGCAUGCAUGAAAGUUAUACGCCCUGUUCUUCAAGACAGCCACCAGAAUGGUACCGAUAAAAGUGCUGGGAUUUUACAUGUGCAAGCUGAUGCUCCUUUGACAGGUCCAGGAAAUUGUCCUAAGCUAAAAGCAGUAGAGAUUGCAGCUGCUUACUCAUCCUUGUCUUUUGGUAUAGGAUAUUUUGGGAACUCUAUGGAGAGGCCCAAGGUAUGACUACUCUUGAACCAUUAUAGCAGGAUCUAUUUAUUCUCCUCUCUCUCUCUCUCUCUCAGAGGAGAAAGGAUAUUUCAUUCUUAGCACUUUUAGAUUUUCACAAGAUUCUGGUCCUUAUCAGACAGAAGGGAGGAAGAUGAUUCAUGUAGCCAAGCCGAACUACUAGUUUUAAGCCAGCUAAGAGCUUAAGGAAUUAACUACAAGUCAUUAAAUUCUAUCAGUGUAUAAAGACUGGUUUAGUGGUAAAUAUGGUACAAAUCUAACAUGGAACAUAAAGAAAGAACGUGUACUCAAACAAAAUUUUCUAACUCUAGAGUACUGCAUUGUAUCCUGUUCAACAAGGUCCUACUUAGUUCUAUACUUUUGGGUGGCCAUAAAAAUAUGAAGCACUAAUUCUUGUUUGUUGGUGUUAUCUUUCAGGCGUCAAUUCUUAGAAGUGCAAAACAGCAAAGUAAAACUGGGAUUAAUCAUUUUGAAGCUCGCAUUGAUCUUUCUUCAGAAAAUUCAUAAUUUCCAGGUUCAGAGUAUAGAAUGGCAGCAGGACAUUGCAUUAUUGAGGUCCAAUGAGUUGUAUACUGCCUUAUGCCUCCAGCUUGAGAUUGAAGACCAGGAUAUACUAAAAAUAAAAUGCAGGAUUUUGUUGAUCAAAGCACUUGUGCUUUGUAGAAUUGUUGAUUCAUACAAAUAAUUGUAAGCUACAAUGAAUUCUUUUUAAGAUUCUAUACGAGUAUUUAUUCACGAGGAUUUAGUCAUUGACAAACCUCUCUAAAGUUGGCUAAACCACUAAUCGGCAAUUGCAAAACCGUUUUCCGGGUUAGAUCCUGUUCACUCCACAACCUUAGGGCUGGCGCUCAGAGACUGAGAAUAGGGUUCGGAUACUCAGAUAAAAUUCCAUCAUUCCAUCUUCCAGUUCUGAAGGAUAAACAUCCCACUCUAAA